UUCACCCCUGAUCAGAUUGAAGAAUUUAAGGAAGCGUUCUCACUCUUCGACCGGACUCCUAAAUCUGAGAUGAAAAUCACAUACGCACAAUGUGGAGAUGUCUUGAGAGCUUUGGGGCAGAAUCCAACCCAGGCUGAGGUCAUGAAAGUCCUUGGCAGACCCAAACAAGAAGACAUGAACUCCAAGAUGAUUGACUUUGAGACCUUCCUGCCCAUGCUACAACAUAUUGCCAAGACAAAAGACACAGGCACCUAUGAAGACUUUGUGGAGGGUCUGCGUGUGUUUGACAAGGAGGGAAAUGGAACUGUGAUGGGGGCUGAACUUCGCCAUGUUUUGGCUACCCUGGGUGAAAGAUUGACUGAAGAGGAAGUAGAUAAGCUAAUGGCUGGUCAGGAAGAUGCCAAUGGCUGUAUCAACUACGAAGCUUUUGUGAAGCAUAUCAUGGCUAACUGAUGCCAGGACAAGAUAAAUGUUGAGAACCCCAGAUGCUGGCCUUGGAUUUCGAUAUAAUGGAAUGUCUUCUCAUUUUUCAGCCCAGAUUCCCA
Antrostomus carolinensis (chuck-will's-widow) is the source of this 545-nucleotide messenger RNA. RefSeq names its product myosin light chain 1, cardiac muscle. The record is from RefSeq and is a predicted model, not a curated record. NCBI's taxonomy places the organism in Eukaryota, Metazoa, Chordata, Aves, Caprimulgiformes, Caprimulgidae. Bases 70 to 453 code for a protein of 127 amino acids. Gene Ontology annotation, molecular function: calcium ion binding. Gene Ontology annotation, cellular component: myosin II complex. The transcript has 6 exons.